UUAGUUGGGCAUUCCUGGAGCCCCACAGAGUCCGUCUCUUGUGAUAGCUGAUUCCUUCCUUAGAUAUGUGGAAGGCAGACAGGGCUCACUUUGCGACUUGGAAGCUACAAUAUUCACAGCUCCGACUGGCUAAACAACUCGCCUAAACCACGUGGCCAAAAUCAGGAAUCAUGGCCCAUUAUCCUCAUUUACAUCCCGCAUCUUCCUAGGUCCAGACCUAGCGUGAGGAUUUGGGGUGGUGGCACCUCUUUCCAAGAAAUCUCUGUCUCACGUACACACACGGAGGAUUCCUACAUCCGUCUAUUACUAUGAGCUGCCACCAAGGAUUCGGUACUGCUGCACUGGGGCUCAUGCCAGCGACUUGGCUGCCAGGUGCAGCUUUCCAACUCUCAGACAGCCCCCCCUUCACAGGCCCCACUGCACCUGCUCCUGAAUGAGGCCAACUCCCAGCCAAGCCCAGGGCACGUCGGCUACACUACGCUUCGGAUUUUUCUUGCCUUCCUUGGAGAUGCUUGGAGGGGAAGCAGAACCGUGCAUCUUGGAACCAGUCUGCUUUUGCUAAUGCAAAUGCAGUCUUGGUUAAUGCAGACAGACUGUCAACUUCAGCAGUCAGGAGGAGGAGGAGGAAGGGGGAUGAUUCCCCAUUUCAGAGACCAAUGAAGAAUUUCAAUAGAACGCUUCCACUUUGGAAAUAGGAUCAUCUGGAGCAAACGGAGGCUUUCCAUCUUCCCAGGGAUCUAUGUGGUCCCCAUGCUGGGCAGAGAGAAGUCUGCUCUGCGGGUGAAAACAGGAACCUGCCCUCCUGCCAGCCCUGCGCAGGCCACCGUUGCCUUCCUUGUUCAGCAGAGGAAGUGUGCAGCCCUUAAGCAACUACAACCCCGUAGCUCGCUUGUUAGCAUGGGCUGUGCCUGGGCUCCCUCUCAAGCCCGUGCGGCCCCACGCAGCCCGGAGCAGCAGCAGCUGAUGGAGAGCUGGUGACCCCGUGCCUGGUGGCCCUCUGCUGCCAACUUCCAGGAGAGGCCAUGUUCUGCGUCUGAAGGCUCUCGGGACCCGUUUCCACAGCCCCAGGACAGACAGAGAUGGGAAACAGCAUGAAAUCCACUCCUCCGCCUUUGGAGAGGCCAGCACCCAGCACCGAAGGACUUGAGAGCGACUUCCUGGCUGUGCUGAAUGACUACCCGUCUCCUGACAUCAGCCCCCCGAUAUUCCGGAGAGGGGAGAAACUGCGCGUGAUCUCUGAUGAAGGGGGCUGGUGGAAAGCCAUCUCCCUCAGCACCGGCCGGGAAAGUUACAUUCCGGGAAUGUGUGUGGCCAGAGUGUACCACGGCUGGCUGUUUGAAGGACUGGGCAGGGACAAGGCCGAGGAACUGCUGCAAUUACCGGACACGAAGAUGGGUUCCUUCAUGAUCCGGGAGAGCGAAACAAAGAAAGGUUUCUACUCGCUGUCGGUAAGACACAGGCAGGUCAAGCAUUACCGCAUCUUCCGCCUACCCAACAACUGGUACUACAUCUCUCCAAGGCUCACCUUCCAGUGCCUGGAGGACCUGGUGACCCAUUAUUCAGAGGUGGCUGACGGUCUAUGCUGUGUGCUCACCACACCCUGUCUGGCACAGAACACACCUGCUCCAACAGCUCACCCACCUCCUUGCCCCACAUCUGGCUCAUCUGUCACCUUGCGCCAGAAGACCUUUGACUGGAAGAGGGCAUCCAGACUGCAGGAGGACCCGGCUGGGGCGGAGAACCCGCUGGCAGUGGAUGAGUCCCUUUUCAGCUACGGUCUCCGGGAAAGCAUUGCGUCCUACCUGUCCCUGACCGCGGAUGACACCACCUCCUUUGACCGGAAGAAGAAGAGCCUCUCCCUAGUGUACAGCGGAAGCAAACGCAAGAGCUCCUUCUUUGCGGCGCCCCAGUACUUUGAAGAUUAAUACUCUGGUUGGCACACAGAAAAAGGUUUUGGCUGCCACCUUGGGGUCUUGUGGAAGCCAGAGCUCUCUACUUCUCUGUCUAUCUCAUGCCUCCUGGGGACCAAGAGAAGUCACGCUGAGACUGUCUUUACAUGGCGAUCAGAGGGACUCCUUCCUGGUAUCUGAUGAAUACCGUGGAGCAACAUCAUGCUUGAUUCAUGAUGUAAAGGGCAGCGCUUCGAAGAGCUGUGUCCAAGCCCUUCUCUGAGACCCUGUGGAUAGCAUCUGUCUGGGAAAGAACAUGAGGAAGAUGGCUUCUGGGGUCUGAGCAGAGCAACCUCUAAAGGCCUCGUGAGACCUUUGGGCUACAUCUCCUCUCUUUCUCAGAGGGACCUGCGACACCAAACACUAUCCAGAAGGACUUAAAACAGCUCAGAUCCGAGCGGGACCUUCUGCCUUCGGGUGCACUGAAGCCACAAAGGCAGGAGUGGAUGGCCAUGCCACGUCACUCGAGAGUGUAGGUCAGUGAAGGGGCGAUCGAGAGAGGGAGGAGGCAGCUCUGCCACGCAAACUUUUGACACAGACAGUCUUGCCCCCUCACAUAAAAGCCUCCCCCAGCUACAGGGGUCCUGUGUUGUUCUGGAACCCCCAUCCCUCACGCCUAUUGGCAGAAGCCACUGCGCUGAGGUCAAAUGGGAAUAAGAGAGAGGUGAAUAGUAUCCCUUAGGGCUUCCUGCAGUGGCAGAGAGACAAGCCUAACAGCAGAAUGUAACUUGACCAUGGACCAGGAGAAAGCCUCACAGUUCCAAUGGACUGGGGACCAGUGAGGGUUGCCCAAGGGGCUCUUGUUCCCAUGGAUCUACCCAGAAUGCAAAGGCCGUUGGACCAAGUAGACUAGCACGGUUCGAUGUUUCUUUCUGUUUGUUUGUUUUAAAGGAGACUGACGGGCUUUAAGCAGUUAAUUUAUCCUGUGUAUUUUACUCUAAGAGGGGCUGGCAUCUGCACGAACCAGAAUGCCUCUGUCUGGGGAAGGCGGGGCUGGAGAAGCUGAGUGCCCCCAUACACGAUUGUGAGUGGAGAGAGAAAACUCACAGGACCCUCAGGAAAGAGAAGCCCCCAGCCGGUCUCGUGUUUAUAUCCUGCCUGGAUGGGAGGCAGAAUAGUUGUGGCCUAUUCCUCCCUGUUUAUCAAAGGGAUUCUCAGGAAGAGGAAUGAACGCAGGCCGGAUUUCCCACCCAUCACAUGCAUUCCAUAUACCGGGGCUCGGCCUGCAAAUGGCAAAAUCAUGUGCAUAGACAUGACUUCAUUCAUUGCCAUAGCUGGUGUUUUACACCGGGAGGCAUAUCUGGUCUCCUAGGUGUCCCACAAAGGCUAUGGCAAGGGGACCGGCAGUGUGUGAGAAACAAAUGUCACAUAAACUCGGCGACUUCUGCUGUGAGGGCCAUGUCCCCUGCCUCCUGAGGUGUCUGCUCACUGAUUUCUAUGCUGUUUUCUGUUGUGGUCAAUGUGACUGGAACUCUGGGGAGCACGUGGGGGUAUUUCUAAGUGGGAAGCAUUACACUUUGCCCAAUCAUGUAUUUAUUCCUGAUUAAAGUAAAACAUGCUUAUUUAA
Mesocricetus auratus (golden hamster) is the source of this 3516-nucleotide messenger RNA. RefSeq names its product Src like adaptor (gene Sla). The record is from RefSeq and is a predicted model, not a curated record. NCBI's taxonomy places the organism in Eukaryota, Metazoa, Chordata, Mammalia, Rodentia, Cricetidae. Gene Ontology annotation, molecular function: protein binding. The transcript has 9 exons. The coding region runs from base 1080 to 1925 and encodes 281 amino acids.